AUGCUUUCAACGACUUCGAUUAUUUUCGCUAUAGUUCUUUUCGUUAAUUCUUUCUGCACCCCCGCGUUGGCCCGCCGCUAUCCAUGCGAUGAUAUACUUGUCCGGAAAGAAUGGAGAAAUAUGUUCAACGAUGAGAAAGCAGAGUACAUCAAAGCGGUGCAAUGCCUUCAAGAUCAACCCGCUGUAGACCCGGCCUACCCUGAGGCUGAAAGUCGGUUUGAUGAAUUCCAGGCGCAUUACAUGAAGCAGGCGGAUACAGUGCACAACUUGGGUCAAUUUUUACCAUGGCACAGGCACUUCAUCAGAACGUUUGAGAACGCGUUGCGCAACGAAUGUGGAUACAAAGGCGCCACUCCAUACUGGGAUUGGAGUCAAGACGCAGAUUCUAAUUCGUCCAUUUCUGCCUCGCCUAUAUUUGACUCAGUCACCGGGUUUGGUGGCGAUGGGAAAUCAGGGACAUACACUCUUCCGGCCAACGAUAUGAAAGAUAAGGAAAUAAGGCCUUCGGCUUUCAAAGGAUGCGUGGACAACGGACCCUUCGCAGAUUAUACUCUUCAUGUUGGCCCAGGAAAACUGAGGACUUCACAUUGCCUUACUCGCAGCAUAUCUGACGGCGCUAAAAAGUUUAUGUCUUCUUCAGCUGUCUCUACCUUGAGUAAAUCUUCGACCUUUGAGGUGUUCCGCACUCAACUUGAAGCUGUUUCCGACGACGGCCAUGUUAUGAUUGGUGGCGAGAUGAGCAGUCCCUAUUCUAGCCCUGGAGAUCCUCUGUUCUACUUGCACCACGCCAACAUUGACCGCAUCUGGUGGAACUGGCAGCAGCUCGCCCCAGCUACUCGCUUCUUUACGGUGACGGGUCCUGCAACAAAAACACCUCCAGUCCAUGAAGUUGGUGUCGACUAUGUUCUUAACAUGGGAAGCCUUGGAUUAAGUGUUCCCAUUCGAGACACUCUUGAUCUUCUGAGCAAGCCUAAUUGCUAUACCUACCUCUAA
Messenger RNA from Psilocybe cubensis, 993 nucleotides. RefSeq lists its product as uncharacterized. The record is from RefSeq and is a predicted model, not a curated record. The transcript has 6 exons. Lineage: Eukaryota; Fungi; Basidiomycota; Agaricomycetes; Agaricales; Agrocybaceae. Gene Ontology annotation, molecular function: oxidoreductase activity. Bases 1 to 993 code for a protein of 330 amino acids.